GCAGAUACUAUCUACGCAGCAUGUACCUUCUGGUGGCACUGCUCAUGGCGGUACGGCUUCUCGCUGACUCGGCCACGUGUGCUUGGGACUCGAGUGUCGUUCAAGUUGAGGCGACGUGCAAUGCGCCCACCCCCGAGACGAUUGUGCUACCGCAGCAGACGACCGUUGCUCUCGACCUGACACUUUUCAACGCUUCGGCGUACGACCCGAUCGAGGCGUCGGUUCUCGCACUCGGUGGCAACGACUCGGACGUUCUUGCAAGUGUCCGCGUGCUUUUAGCAGCGGCGACCAAUGCAACGCCGCAGCACUUUGAGUUUUCACUGUCGACACCACCGACGCACGUCCGCCUGACGCUGUCGUCUGCCAACAACGCCCUCUGCAGCACUACGUGGGCGUGCUCGGACGUAGGAAAUGCCACCAACGCGACCAACUCCAACGUCACGAUCCCAGCUACGACACUUCCGAGCAAAGCCUACUCGUCUCUGAGCUGCGUGCUUGUCGGCGGCCUGGUCGUGUCGGUGGCAGCGGCGAUUGGCGCCGGUGCUUUUGCGUGGCACUUGUACCGCCAAAGUCGAGCGUCGUUGCCGGCGGUACCGGAGCGCUACCGCUGGUGCACCCUUGUCCGUGCGCCGUCGCUUCGAGGCGAGUUUGCAACGACGGACGACUGGGUCGACAACUGGGCGACAUCUCAGAGCACGAUUAGCAGCCACGAGGACGCGCCCGGAAGCGGAUACGAGACGCUGCAGUUGUCGCCCUCGAGCAGUUCCAAAAUGCUCUCGUCGGCCGCCUCGACAACCGACGAGGCGGGUUCGUACCGUGCGAGUAGCUUGAUCGCAUUGUAA
Saprolegnia diclina VS20 is the source of this 842-nucleotide messenger RNA. RefSeq lists its product as hypothetical. The transcript has a single exon. The record is from RefSeq and is a predicted model, not a curated record. Lineage: Eukaryota; Oomycota; Saprolegniomycetes; Saprolegniales; Saprolegniaceae. The coding region runs from base 21 to 842 and encodes 273 amino acids.